Molecule: messenger RNA, 2390 nt
Organism: Macrobrachium nipponense
Lineage: Eukaryota; Metazoa; Arthropoda; Malacostraca; Decapoda; Palaemonidae
Product: guanine nucleotide-binding protein subunit alpha-11-like
Exons: 6
Coding region: 1158-2330 (390 amino acids)
Biological process (GO): adenylate cyclase-modulating G protein-coupled receptor signaling pathway
Cellular component (GO): heterotrimeric G-protein complex
Molecular function (GO): guanyl nucleotide binding; G protein-coupled receptor binding; G-protein beta/gamma-subunit complex binding
Source: RefSeq, a predicted model, not a curated record
GUGCGAAAUUGUAUACAUUAAAAAGUGCUUCAUUAUUUAUUGAGAUUUUUAGUCCUUGCUUUGCCUGGGUAUGUACGAACAUCGAGACGGCAUCGCGGCAGUUGCCAGUAAGUCAGAUACUUGCAAUCUUAAGACAACUUUGGCCCUACAUCCCCAAACCACAAGUCUUAGAAUGGCUUGAGAGGAGAUUUUGCCUUACUAGGCUGAAGAGCUAAGUGUGGCAUGAGGCAGCAGGAAGACUUUUCACUAACACACAGCUACCACUGUGCUUUUAACCGUAUUUAUCUUAAGUACCACUGUGCUUUUAACCGCAUUUAUCUUAUGUAGUCAUCAGACACUGUGUAAUUAUUAUAAUAGUCACAUUCCUAGCCUCCAACCAGUCACUAUUUCUUAAUUUCACCUGUGUGUGUGACCGUGAGCAGCAUUCAUAUUGUCGGAGUUCCUAAGGGAGAUUAUGCCAGCCAGGGAGGUGGGGUUGGCAUUCCUCCCAGGUCUACAUGAAGCCGCUGCCUCUUAUACCCUUCAGUACCUUCUCAGUUCUCACGCUUUAUGGGCUCUUGCCGAUAUAAGCUUAAUCUAAACCAACCAGUAACUAUGAACAUGGACAUACGGUAUAUAAAUGCAUUCCUCGCUGGUCAGGUAGGCCUAGAAUUACCCUGUCAGAGACAUGGCAAGAAUACAGUUUUGGAAAGUUAAGUAAAAGGUCUUACCAUAAGAAUACCUGAAAUCUAGCUUUGCAAGGGAAAUCUAGUAUUUCUGUUAUGAUUGAAUGUAUGUUUGAACAUGCCGACGUGAAGACUUAAUCCAAAUCCUAAACGGUUUGGUUCCUAAAUACAUCAGGACUAGUCUAAAGAUCUUACUAAACGAAAAACAGUCUAGCUGCACAGGGUACAAACGAUCCCUUGCAUAGCACAGGUCCAUGCUAAUAUGCGAGCGGAAUGAAAAGGCGGAAGGUUCAAUGAAAGAUUCACUUGAACGUGAAGAAAAAAUAAAUUCAUCAAUGAAAGGAAAAUGUCCUUGAGUCUAUCUCCAACCGAGAAAACUCAAGCCCAAGACUGUGGAAAGAUCAGGGUGACGAAGGUCACCGUUGAGUGAGAGGCAGCUGGACCGGUGCACUGAGAACCCAGCUUACCUGAACAAGACGCCCCAGAUAAAAGAUGUGUAUGUUAGCAGGAGUGUGGGACAGAGAGGAGGAGAACAGCCACCGAAAUUUGUCGUCCUGCCUGAGGUCCGUCAUCGGGAGAAUUUGGCAGCUGAUCGUGACUAUUCUUCAGCAGUUCGUGUGCUGUCCUAACUAUGGCGAGGAGUACGUGCCGCGCAGGGAGGAACCCAGGGCCUUUGCGAAGCCGGAGGCGAGGUUGCUGGUCGUCGGAGCGUCCGACACGGGCAAGUCUACCUUCAUGAGACAAAUGAGGCUGGAGUUUGGCGACCAGUAUCCCGUACAGGAAAGGAGAAGACACCAACCCCACAUUCGCCGUAAUGUGAUGGACAGUAUCCACAAGCUGGUAAGUGCAGCUGCCCAAUACGAAUACUCCUACUCCACUCCAGAGGUCGAAAGCAUCGCCAUGAAGUUCGCCGAAUGGCCGCCCCUGGAGGAUCUUCUCGAAGCCCCCGACCUCGACCCCUCUUGGUCGGAUUCCAUAGAAAGCCUAUGGAAGGACCCCGCCAUACAGGCGGCCUACCAGAGACGCAACGAAUUCCAUCUGAUGACGAAUGCCGACUACUUCAUCGCCCACGCCCCGAGGAUCUUGCAAGAGGACUACGUCCCCACCAUCGACGACAUCCUGCGCAUGCGCAUCGUGACGCGGGGCGCCGUCACGAAGACCUACGAGCUCACCAACAUCAGGAUGACCUUGCAUGACAUGGGAGGUCAGCGGCCCGAGAGAAUAGCCUGGGUCAACCAGCUGGAUUAUCCGUCGGCCAUUCUGUUCGUGGCGUCCUUGUCCGAGUACGACCAGACUGUGGAGGAAGCCGAAGAGUCUAAGAACCGCGUUCAGGAGAGCCUGGACAUCUACGAGCAGCUGCUGGGGUACUCGCCUUUCGACACGACGCCCGUCAUCCUCCUCCUCAACAAGAGUGACGUCUUCAGCGUCAAGAUCAAGGAGCAGCCCCUCAAGAAGUACUUCCCGGAGUAUGAGGGUCCCGAUGGAGACGAAGCCAGCGGCAGAGACUACAUCACCAGCCUGUACGUGGACCUGACGAAGAAGUACAAGAAGAACCUCCUCGUCAGGUACACGGAGGCCACCAAUAGGGACAACUUCAGGGCCAUCUUCGCCUUCGUCAGCAACUACGUGUCUCGGACUAUCAUGGGAUUAGGGGGGCUGUACUGAAAAUGGUUGUGUAUAAAUCAGAAUAGUACUUAAAUUAAUUAAAUAAAAUUUAUACUAACA